AAGCACUUCCUGUAAAGGAAUAGGAAGAUAUCGAUAUUUUGGAUUUAAUGAUAGCCUUUUUUACAUGAAUAUUUCCGACUGUAACUCUCAUUUGAAGCUCUUACAUUUUCCACUCUUCACACAACAGUUUUUGCAUAAUUCAGCACCUGGUCUUUUCAGUUUUAAGCUGCAUCAUUUGGUCUCCACCUAAAAAGCUAGCUAUUGUGGCUAACUCUGUCAGCCCCAACCCUGAUUUAUUUAUCAAACUGAGCGACAGGCUGUUAGCUGAUUGGUUUGCGUUCUGUUGACACAACAUCAACAAAAGGCUACGUGACCUCGUUCCAAGUCAGGUAAAGCCAAAAAUAUGAGCGCAGAAGCCUCAAACCCAGCCGCCACACCCACUCCCUGUGAAGAUACUCAGGGAGAUGGACGGUGGAUGUCCCAGCAUGUCCGAUUUGUUUCUGAGACCAAAGACAGAGAACCUGAUGUUAUCUUUGUGGGAGACUCUCUUGUUCAGCUUAUGCAUCAGUUUGGGAUAUGGCGACAGUUGUUCUCUCCUCUCCAUUGCCUUAACUUCGGAAUUGGAGGAGAUGCAACACAACAUGUGCUGUGGAGGAUAAGCAACGGAGAACUGGAUAACAUCAGCCCAAAGGUUGUAGUGCUUUGGGUUGGCACGAACAAUCACGGUCACACAGCUGCACAGAUUGCUGGUGGUAUCAUGGCAAUUGUCCAAGUUAUUCACAACAAGCUGCCCCAUGCCCACACGCUUGUGCUUGGUUUACUGCCCAGAGGUAGGAUGCCAAAUCCUCUACGAGAGCGAAACGCCGAAGUGAACAAGCUAGUCCAGGAUGCCUUGUCGUCUCUCUCCCAUGCCUCCUUCUUUAACGUGGAUCCAGGUUUUGUCCUCUCGGAUGGUAGCAUCUCCCAUCAGGAGAUGUACGACUACCUUCACCUGACCGCUCACGGAUAUCAGGCUGUGUGUGAACCCCUGCAUGCUCAGAUUAAGUCCCUGUUAGAAAAACCAGCAGAGAACUGAGUAUGGAGUUUAGAAACCUACACUACCACAGUGGUCUUCGUCCCUGUUUGCAGAGACAGUUGCCCGGACCUUUAUAAAGCUUUGGACGUUGAAUAGUAUCAGCUUAUUAAAGGGCUUCAUUUAAUCUGUAUAAGCCUUCUCUAUAAUCAGGGUUGGUGACCACUGUUAUUGAUAAAUGGACCAUGAGUUUUUUUUUUUGUGUUUAUGAUAAAAAGAUGAGAUGUGUUGUGCUUUAGAGAGAAUGUCCGUUUUGAACCCCUUUAGCUUUGUAUCUGACCCCUUUAAGGUUUUUGGCAUGAAAUCGAUAAGUUCCACUGUUACAAAGUGACCAGACAAACAUGAUGGCAUCUCUAGGGUUCAUGUGACACCAAAGGUAAAUGACAUUAGAUCAGCUCACACAUUUAGUUUCUCUGAAAAUAAAGCUUAGAAGUAUGAUUAGAUUGUCCAGUUUAAUGAAAUCACUCUCCAGGUCAAACCAUCACUCUGCAAUGUAUUAAAUACAAAAAAUACACUUCGUCUUCAUGAAGUGUUGCAUAUCUCAUCCCUUUUGUUUUAUGAGCCCUCUCAUAAACCUUUGGAGAAUAAUGUAAUUUUCUGAUGAACUUAUGAAGUAUUUCACUACUACACUGCCUUCCUGACAGAACUGGAGCAUUAUCCAGUUGCAAAAUGAUCCAUAAAUCUUGGGAUUUGUGCCAGAAUAUGCAUGCACACUAGAAACAACUACCCCUCUUGUUUGACUUUUCUUUUUAUUUCCCUUUUCUUUGGGUUCUUCUUUUUCUAUGGAUUUAUUUUGGAUCUUAGUAGUAUGAAAAGCUGAGGUGGUGCAAGAAAUAUAAGAUAUGGCUUUUCCUAUAGUUACCUGGGAAUCUUUUAAUGAAGUCUUCACAGAAACAAACUGGAAACCGAUCAUUCAUAAUGCUAAUUCAGGACUAUUAUUUUCCUUACAAAACUGUGUCUUUAUUGUAAUUUUAAUUUUCUUUUGUAUACAUUAAGUCCAAUGAACAAAAAGCUGUCUUUGUCUAUGUGGAAAAUAGCUUACCGGUUCAUUUUACAUUAUGUCAUCUUACCUCUUUGCCUUUAUAUCUUUAUAUCAUUUUCUUCCCCACCUAUUGUAGCGGCAGUAGAUUUCCAUGUUAGUGACUGUGUAUUUGUUGUGAUCAUCAAUGUAUUAGAUUUAUCCAGUUGCUUGUGCUUCAAAUGUGAACUUUUCUGCAACAUAAAGGCUCACUCGCCCAUGAAAAUACGCUUUUACACUAUGAUGCUUGGGAGCUGUUUGGAAAGGGAAAGUACCACGGAAACUUGAAAUGGUCCAGGAUGAGUAAUUGUGCAAGUGAUGAAAGAAAUGCAUUAAAUUUCUAAACAAGA
Molecule: messenger RNA, 2380 nt
Organism: Cyprinodon variegatus (sheepshead minnow)
Lineage: Eukaryota; Metazoa; Chordata; Actinopteri; Cyprinodontiformes; Cyprinodontidae
Gene: pafah1b3
Product: platelet activating factor acetylhydrolase 1b catalytic subunit 3
Exons: 5
Coding region: 344-1015 (223 amino acids)
Source: RefSeq, a predicted model, not a curated record